GGUGAGGGUCCAUGCGAGCGGACGAACAAAAACCUCUUCCAUCCUCACCUCACCAGCGCCCAGAGAAACACAGUCCAGGCUUCAGCAACUCAUCCUCAGAGCAGAGUUGCUGCAGAGUGAAUACAAGGCCCGGAAAUUCCCCAGUCUCUGGCUCUCCGCAGACCGCAGGGUAGGAGGAAGCUCGAGGUGGGAAGAUUUAUUUGCUCUGAUUGUUGCUCUGCAGAUCUUCCUUCUAACCUGACAAUCCGAUGAACUCGGAACCGGAGUAGUAGUUUCCAGGGAAAAGGAGUGACUGUUAGUGACAGAGUCAUGCUCGGCCAUCGAUAGCUAUAGCUUGGUACUACAUGCCAGCUAGAGGAAGCUAUUGGUGAGAAGAAUCAAUCCAUUUCAUUGAUUGUGUUGCUGCUGUACUUGACAAUAAAGUUUUUUUUAUCACUGUCUGCUCUUGAGUUCAGUUGGGUGUAUUCCAAGUUCUUGCAGAUUUGUACCCCCCCUGUCCUGUCCUGAGUCCUGACAGGAGCGGCAUAGAUGGCCGACCCGGUGGCCGGCGUGGAGAAGAUCGUGAAGCUUGGACUCGCGAUCAAGGAUGCGGUGGACACGGCUCGCCACAACGAGGAGUGCCACGAGAUCAGAAAGAGGGUGCUAAGGUUCAGCGAUAUCCUGUCGCAUCUGCAGCAGACAGGGAUGAUUAACGACAGCCCGGCGAUGAGCGGCGCGCUAGAGGACCUGGAGGAGAGCCUCCAUCAAGGCCUCGAGCUCGUCAUGGCCUGCCAGGAGAGGAGCACCAUCCGCCGCCUCAUCUCGGCAGGGGACCUGUCCAAGCAGCUGCGCCGGGUGAAAGAGGACAUCCUGAACAAAGUGAUGCUCGCGUCCUUCGCUAUCAAUGCCCACACAACCAUCGUCUUGCAUACAAUCCAGGCUGGUGGUCAUCCUCCGCUCCGGCUGCCAGAGGAUACAGGAAUGGCAGAGACAUCACGUAACAGUCAUUCAAUAAAUGAUGCCAGGAGAAACAAUGUACCAGCAGGAAGCAAAGCACCCUUUCCACCCUUACUAGGAUUGAGAAAGUUCAAGUUAUCUGAGUUGGAGGCUGCUACAAGUAACUUUUCGCAUGACAACAUCAUUGGCCAAGGUGGUCAUUCUAUUGUCUUCAAGGGUGUAUUAAACGACGGAUACAUGGUCGCAAUCAAGAAAAUCUUAGAUCCAGAUAAAUUUAAUUGGGCGCACACUUUAGAUACUCAUCUUCUUGUUUCAAAGCUUCAGCACAAAAAUAUAGUAAAAAUUCUGGGAUAUGUCAACCAUGAAGUCCGAACUACACCAUUUCCGUGGUUUUUCAAACGCAGAGAAGGUCGAGUUAUAAAAACAGAAUAUUUUUUGGUUGAAGAAUAUGCAACGAACAGAAGCUUGCACAACAUUAUCAUUGGGUUUGGACUUCGUUGGUCCUCACUUUUCCAGAUAAUUGAGGGGGUAGCCCAGGGCAUGCACUGCCUACAUGAGCAAGGCAUUGUCCAUUUGGAUCUGAAACCAGGCAACGUCCUCUUGGAUUCUGAUAUGAAUCCAAAGAUUAUUGAUUUUGGAAUAUCUGAAGUGUUGCGUGACAACAUGAUCUAUACCCGUGUCGAUGGUGUAAGAGGCACAUUGGGAUAUAUAGCUCCAGAACACAUGGCAGACGGCACUGUGUCAACGAAGAACGAUGUGUACGCCUUUGGCAUGACCCUCGUUGAGACUAUUGGCAGUAUCCUCAAAUCGAAACCACCUAGAGAUGAAUACCCCUUAGAUGGAUGGGCUUGGGAUGCUCGGGAAUAUGGUACGAUGGACGAGUUAUUUGAUCCGACACUGUAUAAUAAUGAUGAGUCUCAGCUAAUGGAGAUCAAGAGAUGCGUGGAGGUAGCACUUCUGUGCACUCAGUGUGAUCGAGCAGACCGGCCCCCCAUGGAGGAUGUUCUUCAGAUGCUACGUGGCCUGAAAGAGUUGCCGACCCCAAAGAAACCAACUUAUAUAUUACGUCCUUUUACAAAACAAACUGUAGUGAAUUUUGGACUCAACGCCAUCUAUACUGAGAGACGUGCCAUUGAGUCCUAGAUGAGCAUUUUCUUUUAGAUUAAGGAAAAACAUCCGGCCUUUAUUAAUUUACAUCCACAAGUGAAUGCUGACAGCCAAGUCCUAGAUGAACAUUAGUUUGCCCUUAGCUUGUAAGGUACUUGGGUCGACAUAAAAAAAAUGAUGGGACGGCGAGGAUGAGGAGAAUGAUCAGACGUGGAGAGUUGCAGGUGAGACAUUUGCUCACCUUUCUACCAGGAAGACCUCCACUGGGUAGACAUAUCAUGGGUGUAUCUUAUCUUCAUCUCUAAAUCGAACUACUCCAUCUGUAUUUAUGGACAUAGCAGAUAUGAACUCUUGUUGUGUAUUUGGACAUAGCAGUGUGAAUGAGAUUAUUUUUUGAACUUUGCUAUGUGCCAUAUGCACGUAACUAGGAUUUAAGACAGUUGUGAUU
Molecule: messenger RNA, 2491 nt
Organism: Panicum virgatum (switchgrass)
Lineage: Eukaryota; Viridiplantae; Streptophyta; Magnoliopsida; Poales; Poaceae
Product: G-type lectin S-receptor-like serine/threonine-protein kinase At1g61360
Exons: 9
Coding region: 529-2079 (516 amino acids)
Biological process (GO): protein phosphorylation; cell surface receptor signaling pathway
Molecular function (GO): ATP binding; protein kinase activity
Source: RefSeq, a predicted model, not a curated record